AUGAGUGUCGACAGAUUGCCGUCUCUCCCCCUCCCUCUGCCGAGCCAGGCAUACUCGUCGGGCACCUCUUCGCCGCGGCUCAGCUCCAUUGCUUCGUCAAACGGCUCGCACGCAGGUUCCCAGUCCUCGUACACGUCGGCCGCGUCGUCAAACGGACCCAAGACUCCGUCGCCCACCCUGCCGAUCAACGCCAUCACGGGGCCGCCCACGACAAUCGUGAGCUACGACGCCAUGAAUCAGGCCGCCGACAUGUAUUACCCCCAGCACAUGUCCGCUGGCCAGGCACCGCCUCCACAGACCGUCACGUCGGGGUCCAUGACGCACUACCAGCACCAUCAGCCGACUUUGCUGCAACCUGGUCCUGCUCAGUAUCACGCCAGCGGGUACCAAUAUGGCUACACCAAUGGCUUGACGUCGCCGCCGGCAGCGCCGCCUGUGUCCAACAUGGGCCAGCCGCAGAAUGUGCUGCCGCUGCCUGGAGUUCCUGGACAGCAAAACAUUGGCAACCAAUAUGCGGGAUUCGACACCACGGGACAAAUUCCGCCCCCGGGCAUGAAACCCCGGGUUACGGCCACGCUGUGGGAGGACGAGGGGAGUCUCUGCUUCCAGGUUGAGGCUCGCGGUAUCUGUGUAGCUCGUCGCGAAGACAACCACAUGAUCAACGGUACCAAGCUGUUGAACGUGGCCGGCAUGACGCGCGGGCGACGUGACGGUAUUUUGAAGAGCGAAAAGAUCCGCCAUGUUGUGAAGAUUGGGCCCAUGCACCUCAAGGGCGUCUGGAUCCCCUACGAGCGUGCUCUGGACUUUGCCAACAAGGAGAAGAUCACGGAGAUGUUGUACCCGCUCUUCGUUCACAACAUCGGCGCGCUCCUCUAUCACCCGACGAACCAGAGCAGAACAACGCAGGUCAUGGCUGCUGCCGAGCGCAGGAAACAGGAGCAGGGCCAGAUUCGCACCCCCGCGCCUGGCCUCCCGUCGAUCCAGCAACAUCAUCACCACUCCAUGGCCCUUCCCGGCCCGCAGCCGUCGCUUCCGUCUCAGACCAACAUGGCGCGGCCGUCGCUCGACCGUGCUCAUACGUUUCCCACGCCUCCUACUAGCGCCUCGAGCGUUAUGGGAACCAUGGGCCCGUCAGAAGGCUUCAGUUGGCAAGGGCAGGGCAUGAAUGGCACGCAAGCUACGACGCCGCCCGGCAGCUCAAUGUCGAGCAUGCAGUCGUACUCGUCUGCCGCCCAGGGAUAUGACGGCUCGCGCCAGCUGUACAGCGCUCCGGCUUCGCAGCAGUCUCCGUAUCAGAGCAACACGAACGGUGCUCAGGAUCGGAUGUACGCGCAGCCUGGCUCGUAUCCCAAGAACGAGAUGGCGCCUCCGUCGAACCGAGCUGCUCCUGGGGGCCACCCCGGCGACCAGCAUGACAGCAAGCCGCCCAAUGGCAUCAUGUCGGAGCAAGGUGCCCAGCACCAAGCUGCCGACGAUGAGCCAGACCAUGAGCAUGAUGCCGAGUACACCCAUGACAGCGGUGCCUACGAUGCCUCGCGCACCUCGUACAACUACACGGCUCCGGGCGUGGGUUCCUUGGUGAGCGACGGCAACAUGCCCUCGGACAUGACUGGAUCCCCCAGUCACCCUCCGGCCUCUGGGCGUGCCACGCCCAGAACUGCGGCCCCCCACCAGCCGUACUACCCGCAACAUCCGGGCUACAGCACGCCUCCUCGCAUCCAGUCGUCGAGCAACCUGUACAAUGUGAUGACGAAUGAUCGCGCGCCUACCAACGGCGCGCCGGGCGGUGACGUUUACGCCCCCCAAGCAGACAUGACCAACUCCAUGGCCAAUGGCUAUGCACCCCAAGCCCCAGUCAUGAAUGGCUCCGGUGGCAUGAAGAGGGGUCGCGAGGACGAUGACGAUCUCAGGUCUAACGACGGCCCAGGUGGCAUGGGCCUUGACCUUAAACGACGCAAGACGAUGAUGGAGACUUCGGUCCCCGCUCCGGCGUACGACGCGCUGAACCGACCAGCUUCGGCCGUCGCCGGGCCGCCGAGGCGGUGA
Purpureocillium lilacinum is the source of this 2046-nucleotide messenger RNA. RefSeq lists its product as uncharacterized. Gene Ontology annotation, biological process: positive regulation of transcription by RNA polymerase II. The record is from RefSeq and is a predicted model, not a curated record. Gene Ontology annotation, molecular function: DNA-binding transcription factor activity; sequence-specific DNA binding. Gene Ontology annotation, cellular component: nucleus. NCBI's taxonomy places the organism in Eukaryota, Fungi, Ascomycota, Sordariomycetes, Hypocreales, Ophiocordycipitaceae.